UUAAUAAUGAAUAAUCAGCUUGUUUGAAAGGCUAAACAACACUGCUUACAUCAUCUAACACCACUGCUAACUGAUUUCUUAGAACCUGUCUGCUUUGUGACAAAACUGAGAAACACCUUCUAUAAAAUCGGCCACCCCUUGACGAUGGAGUGCACAUUCACCGGCAGCCAGAGGAUGUACGUCAGCUGGAUGAAAGAUGGCAAAUCCAUCUGGGCUUCAUACAAAUACAACGUCAAGACCACCAAUUUCUCCAGCACCCUGGAAGUUCUCAACAGUGACAGUCGGGAAGCCGUCGGAAAAUACUUGUGCGAGAUUUCCAAUUCAGAGGGUUCUGCUAUUUGCCAUGCUUUGAUUAAGAUAGAACCUGUACGCUUUUUAAAAGAGCUGGAAGACACCACUUUCAGACUUUCGCACUGCCAGCCCCUGUCGCUGUACUGCAUGUACAGUGCCAGCCCCAGGGUAUGAGCUGGAGGAAGGAUGGUAAACCAAUCUGGGCCUCCUACAAGUACAACGUCAAGACCACAGACAGCUCCUGUGUUCUGGAGGUUCUCAACAGUGACCGGCUGGAAGCAGUUGGGAGAUACUCCUGGGAAAUAUCAAAUUCUGAGAAUGCUGCUAUCUGCUAUGCACAGGUCAAACUAGAUAAAACCUUAGACAUGAAGAGUCGUAGUGAGCGCUCAUUGUUUUCAGUUUUUAAAACCAAGAAUUUAUUGAUAUUUGACUUGCAUCUGAAAAAUAAACACACCACCAACAUUAUGCAAUUGGACAGAUUAUCAUAUCUUUAUUUUCUGUGGUUACCUCACCACCAGACAA
Messenger RNA from Scophthalmus maximus (turbot), 813 nucleotides. Its product is annotated as titin-like. The coding region runs from base 145 to 465 and encodes 106 amino acids. NCBI's taxonomy places the organism in Eukaryota, Metazoa, Chordata, Actinopteri, Pleuronectiformes, Scophthalmidae. The record is from RefSeq and is a predicted model, not a curated record. The transcript is spliced from 2 exons.